Molecule: messenger RNA, 2990 nt
Organism: Phasianus colchicus (ring-necked pheasant)
Lineage: Eukaryota; Metazoa; Chordata; Aves; Galliformes; Phasianidae
Gene: MPEG1
Product: macrophage expressed 1
Biological process (GO): defense response to bacterium
Source: RefSeq, a predicted model, not a curated record
CACCCACCAGCUGCACCCCCUCCUCUUCAUUUCCCCAGUCACCUCUUCACCAGUGGGACAUCCAGAGUUCUCCAGCCAUGGUCUGGGUGCUGAGGGUGGUCCUCCUCGCCCAGGCGGUGGCUAUGGCAGUGGCAGAGGUUGAGCAGCCCCAGGAGCCGCUGUCCUCUGUGGGGUUUCAGGACUGCAAGAAGGCCCUGAAGCUCCCAAGCCUGGAAGUCCUCCCCGGGGGAGGCUGGGACAACCUCAGGAAUUUAGAUAUGGGCAGAGUCAUAGAUCUGAGCUACUCACUGUGUAAGACCACUGAAGAUGGGUCCUACAUCAUCCCAGAUGACAUCUUCACCAUUCCUCGCAAGCAGAGCAACCUGGACAUCAACUCUGAGAUCAUCGAGUCCUGGAAGGAUUACGAAAGUGUCACCUCUGCCUCCAUCAACCUGGAGCUGUCCCUCUUCUCUGCAAUCAAUGGCAAGUUCUCUUAUGACUUCCACCAGGCCAAGACCCACCAAGUGCAGGACAAGGCAGUCACCACUCGCGUACAGGUCAGAAACCUGGUUUACACUGCCAAGAUUGACCCAGGAGCAAGCCUGGACAAGGGCUUCAAGAAGCAGCUGUUGACCAUUGCCAGCCACCUGGAAAACAACCAGACUCGGAUGGCUGAUUUUCUGUCUGAGGUGCUGGUGCUCAACUAUGGCACCCACACCAUCACCUCUGUGGAUGCUGGAGCCAGUUUGGUCCAGGAAGAUCAGAUCAAGGCCACCUUCCUGAAGGACAGCUGGGCCAUGCGGAGCUCCAUCACCGCCUCAGCCGCUGUGGCCUUCCACAGCAUAGUCAAUGUGAAAACUGAGGAGUCUCAAGGCACCAGCUCUGCCUUCACCAAGCAGUACCUAGAGAACCGCACCAACUCCAGAGUAGAGAGCAUUGGCGGGACCCCCUUUUACCCAGGCAUCACCCUUAAGACCUGGCAGGAGGGAAUUAGCAACCAGCUGGUGGCCAUCGACCGCUCAGGGCUGCCUCUGUACUUCUUCAUCAGCCCCAGCACCCUGCCAGAGCUGCCCAGCCCCACGGUGAAGAAGCUGGCCAAGCGGGUGGAGAUGGCCAUCCGCCGCUACUACACCUUCAACACCUACCCUGGAUGCACCGAUGCCGCCUCACCCAACUUCAACUUCCACGCCAAUGCUGACGAUGGCUCCUGUGUGGGGACCAUGACCAACUUCACCUUCGGGGGAGUCUUCCAGGAGUGCACUGGGCUGGCCGGCCCCGACACCAAUGAACUGUGCCGGGCGCUGGAGCAGAAAAACCCCCUCACCGGGGCUUUCUCCUGUCCCGCCUCCUACAGCCCCGUGCUGCUGGGCAUGCAGGAGCGGGAGGAAGGCCACAGCCACCUGGAAUGCCACAACAAGUGCACCCUGGGCAUCUUCUGCCACCGAGUCUGCAGGGACGUCUUCUGGCUCUCCCGGGUGCAGUUCAGAGCUUAUUGGUGUGUCGCAAGUGGCCCAGUGCCCCCAGACUCGGGCUACCUCUUUGGGGGGCUGUUCAGCAGCCGCAGCGUCAACCCCCUCACGGGUGCCCAGUCCUGCCCCUCGCGAUACUUCUUGCUGAAGCUCUUCGAUGACCUCAGGUUGUGCGUGAGCCAGGAUUACGAGGCAGGCAGCCGGUACGCGGUGCCGUUUGGGGGCUUCUUCAGCUGUCAGACAGGGAACCCCUUAGGGGGUCAGCACCAGGGUACCACCGAGGACCCUUACGCCAAGCGCUGCCCCACAGGCUUCAGCCAGCACUUGGCACUGAUCAGCGACAGCUGCCAGGUGGAGUACUGCGUCCAGGCUGGCGUCUUCACAGCGGGCUCGCUGCCGCCAGCGCGCCUACCACCCUUCACCCGACCCCCUGCCAACCUGCCAGCCAUCGACACCGUGCUGGUGAGCAAUGGGGAUGGGGAGAGCGCCUGGGUGCGGGAUGGGACGGGCCGUGCGUGGCGGCUGGCACAGCCCAUUGAGAUCCAGCAGGCAGCAGAGAUGGUGAGGGGCCGGGUGCUGACGGGGGGUGAGGUGGCUGGCGUGGCUGCAGCAGUGGUGGUGGGGCUUGUCACCAUGCUGGCAAUGGUCUGCUACGGUCGCUGGAGGUACAAGAGAAAGGGGUACCUGGCUAUGGGUGAAGGGGCCACGCCCGUGGAGAGGCCAGGGGACAGCACUGCAGUGAACAUGGGCGAGGGGCACCAGCAAGAGUCAGCAAGGCUAAUGGAAUAAAUAUUGCUCAGCUGCUUGUGCUAACCUAGGCAAAGCCCCAGGCCCACUCCCUUCCCUGAGGCACAGCUGUGCAGUGCCAGCAGCCCCUGCACCUCACUCCAUUCCCAUGACAGGUUCACCUCUCUGCAGCUCCAGCAACCCAGCAGGGCUCCACCACCCUUCUCCUUUCUCUGGGCCCCCUGAUUGACCUCCAAGGCCAUCGCCUGAGGCCAUCCCACCACCAGGACCCACCACAUCUCUCCACCAGCCCCUGCUCUUUCCCAACUAACCCAACCAGCUUUGCUGCUUGAGAGAUAAACAGUCCCCAUACCCCAUUACAGGCCAUGCCCACUCUCUCCUCCCCAUUCCCAGAAAAGGGGAUCCAGUGCCCUUCAAAAAGCUGCUGAGGUUGUUGGGGUACCCAAGAGAACCUCAAAAGCAAGGGGAAGCCAUGCAAACCCCCCUUCCUGACUCACCGGAUAGACUCAAGUCCAUCGCAGAGAUACGCAGCCUGUAAAAGCAUUGGCUCAGGGACCAACUCCUUGGAGAACACCCUACUCCCCCAUAAGUCCCCCAGCUACUGCACACACCCAGCACCCAUUUCCACCCGCAGGAACAGGAGGGCGACCCGCGCCUCCAUGUAUAUCUAUCAUGAUAGAUAUACACACACAUGCAGAGAGGCACGGAUCACUUUUAUUUCAGCCAGCAAAUAAUUGCAUAGGCAACACAGCAUUAAAAAAAAUAAUAAUAAUAAAAAAGGAAUGUUGUUAAAAA